Paramecium sonneborni is the source of this 896-nucleotide messenger RNA. Lineage: Eukaryota; Ciliophora; Oligohymenophorea; Peniculida; Parameciidae. The record is from the annotation of a GenBank genome assembly.
AUGGAUGAUCUAAGUAUCAAUUCAGAGACCCUGNCUUAUUUUAAAAAUAAUUUAAAAUAUUUAGAAGACUCAUUUGUAACUUUUUUGUGUUUUGUUAUUUUGGCAGUGGCAAUUAAUAUGAUUAAAGAAGGAGAAGAAGAAAAUCUUCUACCUUUAGGAAAAUACAUAAAUGAAAAUUAAUAGCAUAUGCUCUUAAUAAUAAUUCUAAUUGCUUAACCACUUAGACCAUUGUGUUAUUUUUCUGAAUUUGAAGCUGUGGAAUGGUUAAUCGGAUAAACUUGUUAUGCAAUAGGAGAAUUUUUAUUUUUAAGAUAUUUCUUACAAAUUCUUUCGUUUUUGAAAGGAUAAAAUAAUAAUACAAAUAAGGUUAGAAAUACUGUAAUUACAAUAUUUGUCAUAAUUCCAAUUAGUAUUGAUAGAUGGAUAAUAGCUUUUGAUAAUUAAUCAUUUGUAAUUAAAGACUUAGAAAAUCAAGUUAAUAAUAUUCACACAAUCAUGAUGAUAUGUUGGAUUUGUUUUUUAGUUUAUUCGUGUAUUUUUGCUUAUGAAGUCAUGAUUAGUUUUCGUUAACAAUUAAUUAGUAAUAAUAAAAUUAAUUAUUUUUAGGAGUUGAUUUAUUUUUAAUUGAUAUUAUUUUUUUUAUUGUUUAUUCAUUUUAGAAGAGCCAAUUUUACUUAUAUUACGAAAGGUUCGAUCAUCAUUUAUUUAAUCCAAUUAAUAUGUUGAUGAUGGUUUCUUACAUAGCUAUAUUAUUGGUAAUUGAUUUAACGAUGGUCUCUGAAAAAGAAAAUGAACUAUAAACUGUUAAUUAAGAUGAGGAAUAAGUAGAUAAUCUUGAUUUUACUAUAGCCCAAUAUUAUAAAGAAAGACAAGAUGAUCGACAAACAUUAAUUUGA